This is a messenger RNA of Fusarium proliferatum ET1, 1728 nucleotides long. RefSeq lists its product as uncharacterized. The transcript has a single exon. Bases 1 to 1728 code for a protein of 575 amino acids. NCBI's taxonomy places the organism in Eukaryota, Fungi, Ascomycota, Sordariomycetes, Hypocreales, Nectriaceae. The record is from RefSeq and is a predicted model, not a curated record.
AUGGAUCACGCCUGCCAAAACAGCCUCUAUGACGGUCACGAAAAUGUUGUUAUCUUCAACCGAAGCGCUUCGCGAUGGCGAACGAUCCUCUCCCAGGCGCAAAACAUGACCGAAAUCCCGAAACAGAGUCUAGAUCUGACGAGAGCCCUCGGCCGCAUCCCACGUUUGCCCGAUAAGAUUACAAGCAGUUCAAGAUGGCUCGAGGGAUUUUCCACCUGGGGGGAUUCGAAUUGCUCCUGCUCAGUCAAAACCAAGCGAGAACGAAAGCAGAGGUUAUUCCUGACAAAGCUUCAUCCGACAAGUUGUUCGAUAUCGGCAUCAUCUAAUUUCCGUGUCUGGGAAACGAAAGCAAAUAAUGGCAUCGCAUUGUUGACGCUGGGUUGGGCGUAUAUUUUGAGCGCUAGUUUGGCCGAAAGACAGGGUCUAUCGAUGGAGUAUGGGCCCUUACUCGCGUCACCCGCUUCCUCGACAGUACUUGACCUCGGAUACGCUUCUCCUAGCGAGCUAAGAUGGUGGAAGGCUAUUAUAACACCCGGACUUGGUUGGUCUGUCACGGGGUCAAGAUUGACGCCUUGGGCCAUUACGGUUAGGAACCUAGAGAUUAGGAUUGGAGGCACCGCCGAAAGCCGCCCGCAACCACCCACAGCACAGCAAGCAGCGUGCUACCUAUCGAGGCUUUGCGAUGCUUAUGAGUUAGGCUCUCAGUGUUCAGCGGCUCUUGCUGCAGCUCUUACUAUUCCACUCCAUGCCAAUACGACACCUCUGAAAUCUGCCAUGAUUGAACUGCCCAAGCCGUCAUUCACCAUUUACUACGAACAUUCAGAAUCCUCAAGGAGUGUUCCCGCCGAUUUUCAUCUGAUCGACUACUACAUGACCUUGAGUCUCUGUCCAUGGGUCUUGGGCCCUUCCCUUUGGAGCAUUUUUUGGAGCCCGCAUGUACCAUGCAACCGCGUAGGAGCCUGGAUGGCGCCCAUUGUCGACGUCCUCGAGCCAGUCAUUCAAAAUGAUGACAUGGAAUUGCUCGCCAAAAUCUUUUCUUUCAGCUCCUUCUCGUCAUUGUGGCUAGGGCUCAUGCUUUGUGGCCGAGGGGCAUUCAUCAGAUCGAUCUUACCCUCCUUGACCAAAUUACGGGAUUAUCCCUUCUUCCGUCCCAAUGUCGACGCUGCAGCCUGGACGGGCGUAGCCCAGUCCUUCAUAGAUCAUGGCCUGUCUGGUCCUGCCGCCGACGGCACAGUGUCUAGGGCAGAUGUAUGGCGGAUGCGUCACGACUUCUCAGACCUUUACCAAGACGAGACAUUCUCUUACACUCCACCCUAUGGAUGGCCUCCAUUUGGAAGAAUGCGAGCCGAAGAUGUCGAGCUCGAGAUUCGAGGACAUCUUGCUUGCUUGCACCAAUGGAGAUACAUGCAUUGGACUUGGUCGUUCAGCGGGAGCACCGAUACCGGUUUCUCUUCAAGGGGUAUGCGAACUCAGCAUCCGGACGGAGAAUCGACAGCUGCUGGUAAAGAGAGUAAUGUCCAGAUUAAUGAUGGAGAGCUAGUACGCUCGAUUUCUCAAACUGCUACAGAGGCUGUCUUUCGGUGGAGUUGCGAUCAAGUUGAAAAAGGCUUUGGUGGGACCAUCGUCCCUCGCCGUUGUGGACCCAACGAACCGCUGGAGAACACCCAGACCUAUGAGCCUAAAGACAUGGGUUUUAUUCAGGCGUGGCUCAAGGCCAUCGAAGCUUGA